AUGGAGUUCAACUUGCUCACUGACUCAGAAGCUCAGAGCCCCCCUCUUUCCCUCUCAGAAUCUGGGACACCUCAACAUGCACAUAGGCACAAGGGGCAAGAAAGUGACACAGAAAAGUCACAGCAGAACCAGACUGAGGAUUCCACUCCUGAGGAUGGCUCCCUGAGAAAGAAGCAACGUAGGCAGAGAACUCAUUUUACCAGCCAACAACUCCAGGAGCUGGAAGCCACUUUUCAAAGGAACCGGUAUCCAGACAUGAGUACCCGAGAAGAGAUUGCUGUCUGGACCAACUUGACAGAAGCCAGAGUUCGGGUGUGGUUUAAGAACCGCAGAGCCAAAUGGAGGAAGCGGGAAAGAAACCAACAGGCAGAACUUUGUAAGAAUAGUUUUGGAGCUCAGUUCAAUGGACUGAUGCAACCUUAUGAUGAAAUGUAUAGUAGUUAUUCCUAUAACAAUUGGGCUACCAAAGGACUUACUGCCAGCACGCUGUCAGCAAAGAGCUUCCCAUUCUUCAACUCCAUGAAUGUCAAUGCCCUUUCUUCACAGCCCAUGUUUUCAGCAUCCAGUUCUAUAGGAUCUAUGUCUGUACCUUCCUCAAUGGUUCCUUCAACAGUGACUGGUGUCCCAAGCCCAAGCCUUAACAAUCUUAACACCCCUGGUCUUAACUCUGCAGUUUCAUCCAGUACCUGUCCUUAUGCAUCCACAGCCAACCCUUAUAUGUAUAGGGAUACUUGUAACUCUAGCCUGGCUAGCUUGCGAUUGAAGGCAAAACAGCAUGCCAACUUCACAUAUCCAGCAGUGCAGACAGCAACCUCCAGCCUGAGCCCAUGUCAGUAUGCUGUGGAUAGGCCAGUAUGA
Python bivittatus (Burmese python) is the source of this 858-nucleotide messenger RNA. RefSeq names its product pituitary homeobox 3. Lineage: Eukaryota; Metazoa; Chordata; Lepidosauria; Squamata; Pythonidae. Gene Ontology annotation, molecular function: DNA-binding transcription factor activity, RNA polymerase II-specific; RNA polymerase II cis-regulatory region sequence-specific DNA binding. Gene Ontology annotation, biological process: regulation of transcription by RNA polymerase II; anatomical structure morphogenesis. Gene Ontology annotation, cellular component: nucleus. The record is from RefSeq and is a predicted model, not a curated record.